Molecule: messenger RNA, 6475 nt
Organism: Amphiprion ocellaris (clown anemonefish)
Lineage: Eukaryota; Metazoa; Chordata; Actinopteri; Pomacentridae
Gene: slc12a7b
Product: solute carrier family 12 member 7b
Exons: 27
Coding region: 262-3720 (1152 amino acids)
Biological process (GO): potassium ion import across plasma membrane; chloride transmembrane transport; cell volume homeostasis
Cellular component (GO): membrane
Molecular function (GO): potassium:chloride symporter activity
Source: RefSeq, a predicted model, not a curated record
CAUGGGUGGACAGCAGAAUCCUAGCGAUAGGAACAAAAAACUGAGAAGUAAGACUGAGGGUCUGCCCAGGAGGCUAAAGUACACCAAGGCAGUAAAUCUGAGCAACAAAAGCAAACAACUGAGAACAAGAAAGAAGAGUGACAGUUGUUGGACAAAAGGAGAGAACGAGACGAAGCUGAACAGAGAGAGAGGGAGGAGAAAACAGGGAGAGAUAAGAGUGUGACAAACAGGAGACAUCGAGAGGAAGCACAUGGUGUAAAAAUGCCCACCAACUUCACUGUGGUCCCGGUGAAGGACAACACAAGAAAGGCAGACGAAAGCAAUGAGGAAGAGGAUGUGGAUGACAACAAUGUGCUGAAAGAGGAAGAUGAGGGCACCACAGGUGAUGGCGUCCCAAAGGAAAACAGUCCUUUUAUCAACAACACAGACAAUGACAAAGGCAACAGCUAUGAUGGCACCAACAUGGCGCUUUUUGAGGAGGAAAUGGACAGCAAUCCCAUGGUGUCAUCACUCCUCAACAAACUGGCAAACUACACCAAUCUCACCCAGGGGGCCCAGGAGCAUGAGGAGGCAGAUGAUGAUGAGGGGCCAAAGAAAAAAACGAUUAAGAGCCCUCAGAUGGGGACCUUCAUGGGUGUCUACCUCCCAUGCCUCCAGAAUAUUUUGGGGGUCAUCCUGUUUCUGCGCCUUACCUGGAUUGUCGGCACUGCUGGCAUCUUGGAGUCCUUGGCUAUUGUUGGCUUGUGCUGCUCAUGUACCAUGCUGACAGCCAUUUCCAUGAGUGCAAUCGCUACUAAUGGUGUUGUACCAGCUGGAGGCUCGUACUAUAUGAUUUCCAGAUCUCUGGGUCCAGAGUUUGGUGGAGCUGUGGGUCUCUGUUUCUAUCUGGGGACCACCUUUGCUGGCUCCAUGUAUAUCCUUGGUACCAUUGAAAUUCUACUGACCUAUAUUGUGCCUAAAGCAGCCAUCUUUGUGGCAGAGAGAAAGGAGGAUGAGGUGGAUGCCCUGCUUAACAACAUGCGUGUUUAUGGCACAUGCUGCCUCGCACUGAUGGCUGUGGUUGUUUUUGUCGGCGUCAAAUACGUCAACAAGCUAGCAUUAGUCUUCCUGGCUUGUGUUAUUCUUUCCAUCCUUGCCAUCUAUGCUGGAGUCAUCAAGACCAUUUUUGAGCCGCCAGACUUUCCUGUUUGUAUGUUGGGGAAUCGCACUUUGCAGAACCACAACUUCGACAAGUGUCUUAAGACUGACAUUAUAGAUAACCUGACAGUCACUACCCAGCUGUGGAAGCUGUUCUGUGAUGGAACUGGGCUCAACGCCACCUGCAACAAGUACUUUGAUGACAAUAAUGUGACCAUGGUGCAGGGCAUCCCUGGACUGACCAGUGGAGUCAUUUCAGAAAACAUGUGGUCAAAGUAUGGCCCUCUGGGCAUGUUGGUAGAAAACAAGUUGACAUCUAAUGGGCGACAUGACCCUUCCCAGGACAUUUACCUGCCCUAUGUAGUCAACGACAUCACGACCUUCUUCACACUGCUGGUCGGCAUCUACUUCCCUUCUGUCACUGGCAUCAUGGCUGGUUCAAACCGCUCAGGUGACCUGAGAGAUGCCCAGAAGUCCAUCCCUAUUGGGACCAUCCUGGCUAUUGCUACCACUUCCUUCAUCUACGUCACCUGUGUGGUUCUGUUUGGAGCCUGUAUUGAGGGAGUUCUGCUUCGAGACAAAUUUGGGGACUCAGUGAAAGGGAACCUUGUUAUAGGUACACUAUCAUGGCCCUCACCCUGGGUUAUUGUUAUUGGCUCGUUCUUCUCCUGCUGUGGAGCAGGUUUGCAGAGUUUGACAGGAGCCCCUCGCCUGCUUCAGGCUAUCGCAAGGGAUGGCAUUGUACCUUUCUUACAGGUAUUUGGUCAUGGGAAAGCUAACGGCGAGCCUACCUGGGCUCUUCUGCUGACUGCUGGGAUCUGUGAGAUCGGUAUCCUCAUUGCCUCCCUGGACGCUGUGGCUCCUAUCCUUUCCAUGUUUUUCCUCAUGUGCUACCUGUUUGUCAACCUGGCCUGUGCUGUUCAGACUCUGCUGCGAACACCCAACUGGAGACCACGCUUCAAGUAUUACCACUGGGCUUUGUCCUUCCUUGGAAUGAGCUUGUGUCUUGCUCUCAUGUUCAUCUCCUCCUGGUAUUAUGCCAUUAUUGCCAUGGCCAUCGCUGGCUGCAUCUACAAAUACAUUGAAUAUCGAGGGGCGGAGAAGGAGUGGGGUGAUGGCAUCCGAGGCCUCUCUCUUAAUGCAGCCCGCUACGCCCUCAUUCGCCUUGAGGAGGCUCCACCACACACCAAGAACUGGAGACCGCAGUUGCUGGUGCUCCUGAACCUGGACUCAGAUCAAGGAGUUAAACACCCUCGUCUGCUGUCCUUCACCACUCAGCUGAAGGCAGGAAAAGGCCUGACAAUUGUCGGGAAUGUUAUAGAGGGAACCUAUCUCACUAAAGAGGCAGAAGCCAAGAAAGCGGAGCAGAACAUCAAGUCUUCCAUGUCAGCAGAGCGUACCAAGGGUUUCUGUCAUGUUGUGGUGUCUUCAAACCUCAGAGAUGGCUUCUCCCACCUCAUUCAGUCUGCAGGCUUGGGAGGCAUGAAGCACAACUCAGUCCUGAUGGCCUGGCCUGGAACGUGGAAACAGUCCAAUGACCCACAGUCGUGGAGGAACUUCAUUGAGACGAUACGGGAGACCACAGCAGCCCAUCAGGCCUUACUUGUGGCUAAGAAUGUGGACAGUUUUCCCACCAACCAGGACCGGCUAGGGGAGGGCACUAUUGAUGUGUGGUGGGUGGUUCAUGAUGGAGGCAUGCUAAUGCUGCUACCAUUCCUGCUGCGACAGCACAAGGUGUGGAGAAAGUGUAAGAUGCGUAUCUUCACUGUAGCCCAGAUGGAUGACAACAGCAUUCAAAUGAAGAAAGACCUCCAGAUGUUCCUUUAUCACCUGCGACUGGAUGCUGAGGUGGAAGUAGUUGAAAUGCAUGAUAAUGACAUCUCAGCCUUCACCUAUGAGAAGACAUUGAUGAUGGAGCAGAGGUCUCAGAUGCUGAAACAGAUGCAACUUUCCAGAACUGAGAGGGAGAGAGAGAUUCAGAGUAUCACUGACGAAUCGCGUAGCUCGAUCCGGAGGAAGAACCAGGGUGGUGCCGAGAACGCAAACCUCAGCCGGCAGUCCUCAACGGCGGAGGACACACAGGAGGAUGAGCUCUGUUCUCGUCAGCCACCCAUAAAUGUUUCAGUCCUUGCUGGGACCUGCAGGUCCAUGUGUGUUAUUGUACAGGCCCAGCUCAUCCAUGACAGGAACACGGCAUCUCACGCAACAAUAAAUGACAAGGCUGACACUGGGCCCGAGCGGGUUCACAUGACCUGGACCAAGGACAAGCUCUUCACGGAGCGUAACCGUAACCGCGAGUGCAACACCAAUGUGGCUGUACGCGACCUUUUUAACAUGAAACCAGAGUGGGAGAGUCUGAACCAGUCAAAUGUUCGCCGCAUGCACACAGCUAUCAAGCUGAAUGAGGUGGUGGUCAACAAGUCGCAGGGAGCUCAUCUGGUUCUGCUCAACAUGCCUGGACCUCCACGGAACAGAGGAGGAGAUGAAAACUACAUGGAGUUCCUGGAGGUUCUCCUCGAGGGUCUGAACCGGGCCCUCCUGGUGCGAGGCGGUGGCCGUGAAGUCAUCACCAUCUACUCUUAAAAACACUCUCUCUCCCCAUCCUGCACACACAGGCAUGUUGCCAUGGACACCGGUCACCGGGCAUUUUGGGGGAAAGAAGCCUAAUUUGUUUUUUAUGAAGGGCGGGGUUUGUUGGAAGGCGGGACAACUUGUGAUUGCCAGACAAAGACAUCAGAAUGAAGGAUUAGCAUUGAAUUAGUCGACUGACUGAGAGAGAGUGUGUCCACGCUGGGCCACAGAACCUCUGCACUAAGCGAGGACUGAGCAUAGAGACACUUUAUAUCUUUCAUUUUACUCUGAAAACUUUGUUCUGUUCUGUUGAGUCUUCUUAUUUUUCCCUCUUGUGUUGAUGUUGUCAAGUUACUGGCACUCACUGUGUAAAGAUAAGCAAAGAAGUGAAUGUUGUCAAUCUGAACCUCAUAGUUUUUAUGUUGUUUAGUGUAUUGACUCUGGGAGGUGCAGAGACCUGCUAGACCUAAGAAAAACGGGCACAGAGAUGAAUGUUACAGAAUGGAUUUAGGUUAGGGAGUAUGUAGUAAAAAGUCACCAUUUUUUUAAGUUCUACAGCUGGAAGGUCACUCAUACAUACUAAAUUGAUAUCAGACCCACUUCGGUGAUUUUUAUGGUCUGCAUCAUUAUUUGCAACCGGUGUUUUCAUUUAAACUAACUUCUAAUAACUUUUUUCAAUCUGAACUAGUCUAAAACAUCUUGGUUAGAUCGUAGAGCAUUCACAUUGCAGAGCAAAGGGAGGGCUCAUCUGACAGUGUGUCAGUGAGUAGAAAGGGAACAGCCAGGAGGAUGCUGAGUGUGCACCAGGUGUCCUGGUUAGGUGGGUGGGAGACUCUCACAUUAUGGGUACUGCUAUUUCAUUUUCCACCUUUGAAAAAGUUUUAAUAGGGACAAUAGCCAUAGCUAAUAGUGCGCUUUACAUGGACAUGUACAAUUAUUGUGUUUGAGGUAGUGCUCGGUUGGGAACAAAUAGAUUUUUUUAAAGUUUUUAAUCCAAGAGCUGUUUGACAGCAGACAGUAGCUUAAUAAAGGAAUAGAUUCAUAGGUUCUCAUAUUUAGUCUGUAGUUUGCCCUCAUUAUUUUUGUCAUUUAACAAAGUAUACAGUCAAAAUGUAAAAGCACAAACUGACAUGUGUAUUCGUGUGAUUUUUCCCAUACUGACAUAGUUCCAGCACUUUUGACUUUGCACUACCAACCUUUCAGCACUUAAUUCAUUGUGUACUUACACUCAGUUCUUUCACCUACAGUGACUCUUUCUGUUGGUCUACACAAGUACAUUCUGAACUAAAGACAAAAGGAUGCAGACAGAGAGUAAUUCCAUGCUAUUUAAUACUCAUGUUUCAAUGUUUUUAUAUUUUAACAAACAAAAACCUUUACGCUUUGAGUCCCAGACUGAGUAGAUGAAUUGUUAUGUAGGAGAAAAAGUGCCAAAAUCACUAUAAAAGAAACUGUGGAAGUAUUAUUCAUGCAGCUCAGAGCAUGGCCAUACUGUAGCAACUGAUUUUUAAAUUGGCAAUCUGUAAUCUUUGGAAACAUUUUUAAAAAGCACAAUUGUGAUAUUUUUUUUAUUACCAAAGUCCUCGGUUAUGAAUGAAUGAGGUAAUGCAAUUAAUAGCACAAUUUCAAGGGCAUUUCAAAGCAUCUAAUACAUGCUGUAAAAAAAACCACUUGUGAUCAGAGAAACAGGAGAAAAGGACUGUAGCCCUCCUCAUGAGUACCUCCACAGUUUCUUUUCAAAAUUAGCUGUGCAGUAUUUUGUAAAGCAGAAAGUCAUAUUUUCCCAUACAGGAAAAAAGUGAGCUUCUGAUCAUCAGUUAUGCAAAAUGUGUGUUUUGUUGUGUUUUGUUCAGUUGUUGAUGUAUGCCUGUAUAACUGUAGUUACCAUCUAUGUAGUGUUUGUUACAUUAUAAUUGAUAUUCUGUUACUUUAAGUGUUAAUUUUCAGCGAGAAGGAGGCAGAGAGGAGCAGUUUGCAUGAAGAAGGCACUAGUUGUCAACUUUUUGCAUUUUGAUUAAAACCCACCAAACACACAACAUGCAGAACACAGGACUGAACCCCCUCAUGAUAAAGUGGAAUCGUGGACUGAAAGUGUUAAGAAACAUGGGGGGAGCAAUCAGGAUGAAAUGGACUGAUGAAAUCUGUCACUUACUACAUGAAGUUCAAUGUUACUGUUUUCUAUUUUAGCCACCAAAGAUAAAACACAAUAUAAAUAAAUUGCUUAGUUUUAAGACGAUUCAGUGAUUGAAAGUUGUAAAGAUAAAUUAUUAAAGAAGUUUCUUUUUGUUUUAACCUGGUUACUGAGCUGAGUAGUGGUAGCUGUGCAUAAAGAAAGCAGAAAAUACAGAAAACCUUAAAGAGAGGAUGCUAAAUAUAAAGACAUGUUUCUGGAGGUAAAUAGAGCUGUCGGCAGUGUGUGUUUCUAAUGUGACUGGAGAUUGUUAUCUACCUCAAGGUGUCACUGAGGCUCAGCUGAAGAAAGAAACUUGUUCAAUCACAUCUGUCACCUGGAUUUGUAAAAGGAUAAUAGCCUCAGCUAUGUGAGAGGACCAGCAGAAUAUUGUGUAUGUGUGGGUGUGUGUAUGUGAGUGUAUACCCAGCAUGUUACUGUGCAAAGGUGGUGAGACUGUGUGUUUCUGCUGUAGUCUGACUCAGUUGGCAGGCCUCUUAGGCUGGAGUCACUUGUGGGCGCACAUGUAGAGGAUGGUAGCCCUGUAAAUUGUAUUUGUGCCUCUCUGAGUAAUUAAUAAAAGUGCUGAAAUAAACCAAA